Messenger RNA from Monascus purpureus, 153 nucleotides. The record is from the annotation of a GenBank genome assembly. Lineage: Eukaryota; Fungi; Ascomycota; Eurotiomycetes; Eurotiales; Aspergillaceae.
AUGGCAACGAAGGAACAGGCCCCCUCGUAUAUCAGGGUUGCCUGUAUUGGCGCUGGACUGGCUGGAAUUGCUCUCGGGGUGCAAUUGAAACGCUGGUAUAACCUCGACGACAUUCAGUUAUUCGAGCGCAAUGAUGACCUGGGUGGAACUUAG